AAAAGGACAGAAAAUCUAAAAAGUCAACCUGGAAGUUUUGCCUUGACUUGACCCAUCCUGUGGAAGAUGGAAUUUUUGAUUCUGGGAACUUUGGUCCCUUCCCUAGUUCACACCUAGGGUGCCCUUCCCUAGUGUUCUGUUUGUUUAAUGUCGAAACAGGAACAGUUCCUGAAGGAGAAGGUUAAGGUCAACGGAAAAACUGGGAACUUGGGCAACACUGUUCACAUUGAACGUCUGAAGAACAAGAUCACCGUGACGUCGGAGAAGCAGUUUUCUAAAAGGUACCUAAAAUACCUCACGAAGAAGUACCUCAAGAAGAACAAUCUGCGUGACUGGCUUCGUGUCGUUGCGUCUGACAAGGAGACGUACGAACUACGCUACUUCCAGAUCAGUCAGGAUGAAGAAGGGUCAGAGUCUGAGGAAUAAUUGAAGCUUGGCUUGGUGCUCAGUGCAGCAUACAAAAGACUAGAACAUCUAUUUAUAACAACACUUAACUUAUUGGUGAAUAAAGAUUUU
Molecule: messenger RNA, 516 nt
Organism: Eurypyga helias (sunbittern)
Lineage: Eukaryota; Metazoa; Chordata; Aves; Eurypygiformes; Eurypygidae
Gene: RPL22L1
Product: ribosomal protein L22-like 1
Exons: 3
Coding region: 148-426 (92 amino acids)
Biological process (GO): cytoplasmic translation
Cellular component (GO): ribosome
Molecular function (GO): structural constituent of ribosome; RNA binding
Source: RefSeq, a predicted model, not a curated record